CCCACCCCCAGAGGAGAUUUAUGAACGGGGGUUUUGUUUGUGUGUAGCGCAGAGGGUCAAAUUCCAAGUGUCUCGCAACGUCUGGGGUCAAAGUUGCAAGCGCUUGAAGAACUGGGUCCCUCAGCCCAGGUUCCCAGAGAUUUUAGGUCUUUAAUUCCCAUCUUCAUUAGCGUGAACACCUAAACAGCAGAGUACUUGAGGCUUAUUUAGACACAGAGCUCAGAUAAAGGAAUUUCUGAAUGUAGGAUUUUGCUCCCGGUUAGCGUAUGGUUGUAAUUUAUAGCCCGGCUUACCAUGCUAAGACCUUGCAGACAGCACUCUCUUGAAUGUUGGAGCAGUUGUGAACUACAGCCUCGGCUUCUGGAGAUGAAAUACUGCGUGUUUAAGUUUAUAGUUAUUUUAUUUAGGUCUUAAUGGGUUUGCAUACAAUAACCUUUGCAGAAUGCCUGCAGUAGUACCAUAAAAAGAGAGCUGAGCGGGGCAGCAACGUUUAAAUUCACCCUAAUACGGAAAUGGUGACACAAUUAUAAAAGUAGCAGAAUUGACUUGUGAGGCAUAUGGUUUCUGUCUGAAUCGCAAUCUUUCCAUGCCACCAGCCCCUUCAGAGACAUCACUGUCCUUCUCUGGCCCUUGUUGGUACUUUGCGUGCCCCUCGUAUGCAGUGGUCCCUUUUCACUGGUAAAUGGUGGUGGAAGGCCUGAGAGUGCCAACCCCUUUGACGUGGUAUUGCUUUGUCACAGUCAUAUGCAACGCUGCAGUUUUUUAGCUAGGUAUGGGCACGGCGAGGUGCCUGACACCGGUGGUAUCCCUCUGAGGCUGGGGGUCCCAGCUGGUGGGCAGAGGUGGUUAGAGUAGCCAGCCAUUAUAUUUGGCGUACGUAUCUUUGUGGUGCCAGCUGGUUACUUGCUGAGUAUGAAAGUGGCAGAUUUCAGAAGAUGUCAAGUUGGCCUCUUGAGGUGUUCAUCACAGGUCACGUUACGCAGAAGGGGGUAGCUAAGAAGUUGAGAAGUAAUGUACAGGCUGUUAGGAAGGGGGGUUAGACACCCCAGUCUCUGUUGCAUGGAGGUCUUUACUCUGAUAUGUGGGUCCAGGUGGAAUUAGAGAGAGGCAGAGUCUUAAUGAACAGUUGAGAAAAUGAUGCAGAAGAAAGGAGCUAAGGUUCAAGAGGAACUGGGAAUGCUUUUGGAAUAGAAAGGGUCUGCAUUAGUGACUUUAUCUAACUAGUUGGCAGCCGGGCUAUGUAUGCCUUAAAUUAAAACAUGUAUUUAUUUAGAUAUGUAAUUGCUAUAUCAAAUUUUAAGUUUUUAAAACAAAACAGUGGGAAAAAGCUGACAGGUGAAAAAGAACGUAGUUUGCUAUGACACAUACUCCCUGGAAGAGGAUCGUCAUCCCCAUGGUAUUAAACCAUCUCCAUGAUAUAAUACUUGGAGUAUCAGAAACUUUGUGGAAGCUCAGGUAGUGUAGUGACAGACAACAGAUGGCAUAGAGAGAAGAGAGUAGCUUGCCACGUGUAUGAAGUGGGAUACUUUUUGGUAAAAAGCAAAUAACUGUUCUGGGAAGUAACACGGGAUCUCAUGAAUUGAUAUUCCAGGCCUAAAUAGGAAGAGUAGAGAUCAGGGCUCUAUGACUGUCUGCCGAACCAAGAUGUUGACAACGACUGUCAUCUACCGAGGGGGGGUAGAGAAGCUACUGAAGUAGGAAAUACAAUGGCAAUGGGAGGCUUCAGUUGCCCCCACUUAGAUUAUGUCAUGCUCUAACAUUAAAUUUGCCCGUGUACUAACUUUUUAGAUGCCAAAAAAACCUGCUUUGUAGGUGUAGCUUGUAAGGGUGCUCUGUGGGUGGCAACUCGGGACAAGGUCCUGGCCAGCAAGAAUUAAGUUCAGAAUUUUACAUUAAAAAUGCCAGCCAGCUGUGACGUGACAGUGAUCACAAUGUACUUGGACUCAGUGUUGCUUCAGGAGCACUAAAGCCAAGGGCUGUUGUGGCAGUGUUUAAUUUUCCAAAUUAAAUCUUCAUAAAACAAGGAAAACAAUGAAUGAAAUGGUGAGAGGCAGCCAAAAGUGAAAAAUAUUUGCAGGUGGCAUGUAAUUCUUCAAAGACACUGAAGUAAACACUCAGAGCAAUUACAUGGCAUCUGCCGGAAAUACCAAAAAAGUUGAGCAGGCUGACAAGCAAAGUGAAGGAGCUCAGUAGAAGUAAACUCAACAUCUUUCAAAAAGUUAAAGCGGAAAAGAACGUUAAAUCUGUGUUAAACACAAUAAGGUAGGCCAAAAAGAGUCAUGGAAUAAGUUGCUAAAGGCAUGAAAACAAUUAGUAAAUCCUCUUUGAAAUGCAUCAAAAGCAGGAAGCCUGCUGAUAAGUGAUCCAUGUGUAGAAGGAGUGUCCAAGGAAGAUAAAGUCAUAGCAGGAGAGUGAAACACAUUCUUUGAGCCUGGCUUCACUGAAGAAGAGUUUAAGGAGAUUCCCUUGCUAGAGGCUUUUUCUUUUUUUUAAGGCGUGAGCAUGUUGGAGGGUUUCUCCCAAAUUGUAGUGUCUGUAAGAGAGGGCACCAGUUCGAAGCAUUGAGGAGAAGGAUGAAGUAGAGGGCAGGAGGUGGUAUUUGUUCAUGAGUUUUGAAGGAACUUAAAAUAUGAAAUUGCCGAUAGAUUGGCUGUUGUGUUCAACUUGUUGCGUAGGCCUGCCUUGGUGCUCCAGGAAUAGAAGGUGACAAAUGAGCUGUCAGUUUUUCAAUGUUUCUGGGGAGACUGAGAACUCCGGGCAGUCAUUUUUGUUUGCUUGUUUGCCAGGGAUUAGUGAAUGGGAUUAGCGAACACUCGUAUGAAUGUGAUACAUUGACAAAUAAUAGGCCUGACUCCUGUUGAGGAGGAGUUGUACGUCACGAGUCUUCUGGAGUUCUCUAAAGGCAUUGCUGAGCUGUUGUUGAGGUCUGGUUGAUACAGGCCUUCUUAAAGCAGGGCCAGUUUCAAAGUGGGAUCAUUGAUUGCUCUGGGUCGUGCGGUCAUGGUCAGUUUGCUCAAUGAAAGGAGGUUGCCAGUUGUGUGUGUCAUCGUCCCCCCGGCCCGAGUCUGCCCAGGGUCUAUGCCGUUCAACGGAUGGAGGAAGGGAUAGGUGGUGAUGUGACAAGUUUACUGGUUGUAUUAAUCCAUUCAGAGCAGUAAAAUCUUGAAGACUGAACCACAAAGACUGUAGAGGGAUCUCAUAUUGAAAGUCCAGAUGUAAGUUUGCAAAUGAAAUUCGGUACAGACCGAUGCAAGUGUAAUGCACAUGUAAGGGAAUGCAAUCUUAACUCUACACAAGGAUGAAGUCUGAAUUGGCUUUUUACUCAGGAAAAGAUCAUACAACACAGAUAAUCCUAUGAAAAAAUAAGCUCUGUGCCCAGAAGUGCCUAAGAAGGGAGAGGGCAGGUUAGGAAUUAUUAGGAAGCAGUAAAAAAUGAAAUAGAAAACACUGUCAUGCUACUAUAAAUCCAUAUUGCUGCCCUAUCCUGAAUAGCAUUAAAAAUUUUUGUUCCCCCAUCUUAAAAAGAAUGUGGUGGAAGAUAAUGAGCUACAGAGAAAGGCAUAAAAGACAAUCAAGGGUAUGAAACAGCUUUUGUGAAAGAGUAAGUAGCUUCAAAAAUAAGUGACUGAAGAGGAUGUGGGGCUGUGCUUUAAAAUCAUUAGUGUCAUGAAGAAAGUGAAUAGGUAACAGUACAGAUAAAUGUGACCCAAAUAAAACAAUUGGGAGGCAGCUUCAAAACAACAGGAGGUGUUUGUCCUGCAGUACAUAAAUUGCGGUGCUCGUGGCCACUGCGUGUGUGUCAGGGGUGUAUGUGGGUUCACAAGUGAUUAGGCAGUCUGUGGGAGAGAAACUUGCUGUGCAACUUAGCAGACAGAAAAGUUCAAUAUCAAUUUCUGGGCACUGACUGCCCAUGAAGAAUUACUGAGAUGCUGAUCAAGAAUUAUUUCUGAAAACUGCAAAUAGAAACCUUCUCCAUUGAGAAGAAUAAGCUAAGUUCCCUUUGCAGCUUGGACACAGGCAUCCAGGAGCAAAUGCGCCUGCAUGUGGCAUGUUGUUUCACCCAAGAUCAAAGGUGACAAGAAUAGCGGAGCAGAGAAGUUAAGAAUGAUGCAGAGAACACAGAUGUGAAGAACAAAGGAGAGAGGAAGGAGCUGAGCCCAGUGCAGAGGGGGAGAGGAGAAGAAGCAGCCUAAAUCUCCUUCCCAGGCUGGUGACAAUGCCUGUCGAAAGGAUGCGGAUGCGCCCCUGGCUGGAAGAGCAAAUCAACUCUAACACAAUACCGGGGCUGAAAUGGCUAAAUAAGGAAAAGAAGAUUUUUCAGAUUCCCUGGAUGCAUGCCGCAAGACAUGGGUGGGAUGUUGAAAAAGACGCUCCCUUAUUUAGAAACUGGGCAAUUCACACAGGAAAAUACCAGUCAGGAGUAGACAAACCUGAUCCAAAGACAUGGAAGGCAAACUUCCGUUGUGCUAUGAACUCUCUGCCUGACAUAGAAGAAGUGAAGGACAAAAGUAUAAAGAAAGGAAACAAUGCCUUCAGGGUGUACCGGAUGCUGCCAUUAUCUGAAAGACCUUCCAAAAAAGGAAAAAAAACGAAGUCCGAGAAGGAUGACAAAUUCAGACAAAUUAAGCAAGAGCCAGUUGAAUCAUCUUUUGGGAUUAAUGGGCUAAACGAUGUCACUUCUGACUAUUUCCUGUCCUCCAGUAUAAAAAACGAAGUUGACAGUACAGUGAACUUUGUAGUUGUAGGACAGCCGCACCUUGAUGGCAGCAGUGAGGAGCAGGUGAUAGUUGCUAAUCCUCCUGAUGUUUGCCAAGUAGUAGAGGUGACAACAGAAAGCGAUGAACAGCCCCUCAGCAUGAGCCAGCUGUACCCCCUACAGAUCUCCCCUGUCUCGUCCUGUGCAGAAAGUGAAACAACCGACAGCGUUCCAAGUGAUGAAGAAAAUGCAGAGGGACGACUUCAUUGGCAGAAGAAAAACAUUGAAGGCAAACAGUAUCUCAGCAAUCUGGGAAUGAGGAACACUUCCCAUAUGCUUCCCAGCAUGGCAACUUUUGUAGCCAACAAGCCUGACCUCCAAGUCACCAUCAAAGAAGAAAGCUGCCCACUGCCUUACAACAGCUCCUGGCCCCCUUUCCCAGACAUCCCUCUGCCACAAGUAGUGUCCACAGCCUCCACGAGCAGCAGCCGGCCAGACCGCGAGACACGGGCCAGCGUCAUCAAGAAAACGUCAGACAUCACCCAGUCGAGAGUCAAGAGCUGCUAAGCCUUUGACAGUGUGGUUUUUUUAGCUUUGUUUUG
Egretta garzetta (little egret) is the source of this 5298-nucleotide messenger RNA. It is a transcript of the gene IRF2, whose product is annotated as interferon regulatory factor 2. Gene Ontology annotation, molecular function: DNA-binding transcription factor activity, RNA polymerase II-specific; RNA polymerase II cis-regulatory region sequence-specific DNA binding. The record is from RefSeq and is a predicted model, not a curated record. Gene Ontology annotation, cellular component: nucleus. The transcript is spliced from 11 exons. The coding region runs from base 4217 to 5263 and encodes 348 amino acids. Lineage: Eukaryota; Metazoa; Chordata; Aves; Pelecaniformes; Ardeidae. Gene Ontology annotation, biological process: immune system process; regulation of transcription by RNA polymerase II.